Molecule: messenger RNA, 276 nt
Organism: Xyrichtys novacula (pearly razorfish)
Lineage: Eukaryota; Metazoa; Chordata; Actinopteri; Labriformes; Labridae
Source: the annotation of a GenBank genome assembly
AUGAGUGACACAAACUACUGGGUGGUGGACUAUGAGCUCUCCUCUCCUGCUCCACCCGGUUUCCCCAGAGGUCCGACAGUGCUGCAGCCCAUGGCGGGGCAUCCGGAGCAGGGAACAGCCCUGUGCUUUGUCGGCCUCCUUGUGCUGCUGCUGCUCUUUCUCGUUGUUCGCUGUGUCCGGAUUUUGUUGGACCCCUACAGCAGCAUGCCAGCAUCAUCGUGGACGGACCACAAGGAGGGGCUGGACAGAGGACAAUUUGAUUAUGCUCUGGUGUGA